Messenger RNA from Nakaseomyces glabratus, 2439 nucleotides. It is a transcript of the gene GID7, whose product is annotated as glucose-induced degradation complex subunit GID7. Gene Ontology annotation, molecular function: protein binding. Gene Ontology annotation, cellular component: GID complex. NCBI's taxonomy places the organism in Eukaryota, Fungi, Ascomycota, Saccharomycetes, Saccharomycetales, Saccharomycetaceae. Gene Ontology annotation, biological process: proteasome-mediated ubiquitin-dependent protein catabolic process. The record is from RefSeq and is a predicted model, not a curated record.
AUGACUGCUUCUGCUUCAGUACCAAAUGAGAGAAGUUUUAGUAAUGAUGUCACUGACCCAAUGCAAAAUAUCAAUAUGUUUGACAAAGUACAGUUAACGAAAUUACUAAUUCACACAUUAAGAGAGUUAGGAUAUGAUGAGUCUGCUAUAAAAUUACAAGAAGAAAGUGGUGGAAUACAGGUUGAGUCAUCCAUUGUCCAGAAUCUUCUCAAAUGGAUACGUGCUGGGUCUUACCAUUAUAUAUCAUUCGUCGAAUUAGCACAGCUACCCUUACAAAAUGGCCGACUAACAGAUGAUCAGAGAAUGGCAGAACUAGUAGCACAUUAUCAAUCAUUUGAAUCCAAUGAUGCUGGCUAUUCUGAAGCUAAAAAUUCAAUGAAAAUUGAAAACGUGAUUACAACCCCGAUUAAUACUAGCAGGACUAUAGAUCGAAUGAGUACAAACUUAGAACAAUUUAAUGAUGCAAUUGCACAGAUACAAACAUUAAACUUAUCGUCCAUCAACAUAGAACGCAUCCGAGCAGUUUUAGAAAUUUCAAUACUGAUCUGCAGACAAGUAUUCCUUGAGCUCAUAUUUGAGAAUAAAGAUUUUCACACAGCCUUAAUUUUGCUUAGAGGUACUAUAAGAAGAUAUACUGAAGUAUGGGAUAGUAUUGAUCCGAAGAUUGAAGGGCUUCAGGAUGAACAGCAAACUUUUGCACCAGAAAUUAUUCUUAAAGACAUGUCUUCAUUAAUAACAUGCCCAAAUGAAUCAAUUAUAACUGGACUAUGGCCAAACUCGCUAACUAAAAGCCGCGAAAAUCUUAUUCAGACAAUCUCAAACUACAUUAACCCCAAUGAUCUUGUCCCUAAGGGAAGACUUUUGACGCUUCUGAGACAAGCUGUGAAAUAUCAACGUUCAAAGGACGUUUUUAAUUUUUCAGAUCAAGAAGUUAGUAACGGUAUCGAAAUGGAAGACAUAAGUGCUUCGAAAGAGUUGAAUAAAUACAACCUGUUACAAGACAAUACUAGUAACUUCCAAAAAAUUGCGUUUGAAAAUGAGAAAACCUUGACUCAACACUCCGAUGAAGUAUGGUAUCUACAAUUCUCACCAGACGGAAGAUACCUGGCUAGUGUUUCUGCGGAUGCUACGACUGAUAGAAAAAUAUACAUUUACGAUGUGCAGAACGACUUCCAAGUAUACAAAAUAUUAUCAGGAAAUUCCCAAUGCAUUCUUUAUCUAUCCUUUUCUCCGGAUAGUAAACUUUUGGUGUCAUGUCCCUUUAAUGCCAUCGUAAAUAUCUACUCGAUUCAUGCGGAAGGGGAACCUAUUGACAUUAAUCCAGAAUCUGAUAAUAAAAUCGUAGCUGAGGUAAUUAAACCCAUUGAUUCUUUUUAUGUUUUACCCGGCAAAGAGUUUAAAAGAAAUCGCUCUGAUUCAAAUAAUUCAAUGGAUGGUGCCUCUCGAGAUGUUCCAUCAAAUCAAAAUAGGCCUCAAGAUCUAAUGGCCACAAUGGAAUCAGGUUCUCCAUUAGAGCCUAGAUCAAGAAGUGACUCUCCUUCUCGUCACUCCAUUAACCCAGUAAGGAUAUGGUGUUGUGACUGGUUUCAUACGGAAAGGCAUAGUGGUAAAUUUGUAGUUGGGUCACCGGACAGGGAAGUUGCUAUAUAUGACACGAACUCUUCUUCAGUAGUAUUCUGCUUUUCUCAGAAUACAGUUAUCCCAAGCAGUAUAGCAUUACAACAAAAUAUACUUGGAUCUAGUCCAAUAUCAGGAGGAAAUGCGUUGAAUAAUAUAACCAGGCGCGACUCUACCUUUAGUAAUAAUGAAAUAUUUCCAAGAGUUCAUGAUAUAAAGAUCAGCAACGAUGACAACUCCCUUAUAUUAAUGACGCACCAGGGUAAGAUUGACGUAUACGAUAUUUCCAGAUUACCAAGUAAUAAUGAUAAUUACUUUGAUAUCAUGGCUGAGUAUGAGAAAACAAUCAUACCCUUAGCAAGCCGUCUAAAUGUCGAAAAAAAUAUGACAUGUAUAUCCAUUCCUAAACCAGGUUCAUUUUAUGAUCCGGCCUUAGAUUCCCUUUUACUUGUAAACUUACAAUCGAGUGAAAUACAAUUAUGGAAUUAUAGGGAAAAUAUACUGAUCCAGAAAUACUUUGGUCAGAAACAGGAACAAUUUAUUAUUAGAUCGUGCUUCGGAUUUGAAAAUAAGCUUGUAGCAAGUGGUUCAGAAGACGGCAAAGUAUACAUAUGGGAUAGAGUGAGGGGAAAUAUUUUGGGUGUUUUAAAAGCACAUGUUAAUGACAAACCAGCACAGUCCAAUGGAAACAUCAAUUCUAAUAACAACAAAAAGAAUGGUAAGAAUUGUAAUACUGUUGUUUGGAACCCAGCUGAUCAUAACAUGUUUGCAUCUGGAGGUGACGAUGGAUUUAUUAAAGUUUGGAAAUUAGUUAAAGACUAA